GAAACCAAGCGAAGUUCCUUUUCUGCAGCGCACAGGGUGGCCUCAGGCAGACUAGCGGCUUGGCUGCUCUGGAGUCUUUAUCCCUCUCUCUCUCUCUCCCAGCUGCAAAAUCCUGUGGUCUUCAAAAAAAUCAAGCGUGUAGCUUUUCCUCUUCCCGAGGAUAAUCAGCUAAUUUAACUCUGAACUACACCCUAGCUCCUACCCCCACCUCUGUGGCUGAAGUAACCGUGGAGUUUACUUGCUGCUUCCAAAGUUUCACACUCAGGGAAGAAAUAUGGGAUGUAUAAAAUCAAAAAGAAAAGAGACUCUGCCUGGAGAUGGGCUAGAUUUGAAGAACCAACCAGUACGUAAAACUGAACGAACUAUUUAUGUGAGGGAUCCAACGUCCAAUAAACAGCAAAGGCCAGGAAAUACAGAAAUGCACCUUUUACCAGGGCAGAGAUUCUGUAAAGAAGAUGCGGAGGAGCAUGGGGACAUUGUAGUAGCCUUGUAUCCUUAUGAGGGAAUUCAUGAAGAUGACUUGUCCUUCAAGAAAGGAGAAAAAAUGAAAGUUCUUGAGGAGCUUGGAGAAUGGUGGAGAGCUAAAUCUCUCUCAACAAAGAAAGAAGGCUUCAUUCCAAGCAACUACGUAGCAAAAGUAAACACCUUGGAAACAGAAGAAUGGUUCUUCAAAGAUAUAACCAGGAAAGAUGCAGAGAGACAGCUGCUAGCACCAGGAAACAAUCCUGGGGCAUUCCUUAUCAGAGAAAGUGAAACAUUAAAAGGCAGUUAUUCUCUGUCCAUCAGGGACUAUGAUCCACAGCAUGGUGAUGUUAUUAAGCACUACAAAAUAAGGAGUCUAGACAAUGGAGGAUAUUACAUCUCUCCAAGGAUUACAUUUUCCACCAUCAACGAAAUGAUCAAACAUUACCAAAAGCAGUCAGAUGGUUUAUGCAGAAAGCUGGAAAAAGCAUGUGUUUGUCCAAAACCCCAAAAACCUUGGGAUAAAGAUGCCUGGGAGAUUGCACGGGAAUCAAUUAAAUUAGUGAAGAAACUUGGAGCUGGUCAGUUUGGAGAAGUUUGGAUGGGUUACUAUAAUAAUAGUACAAAAGUGGCUGUGAAGACCCUGAAGCCUGGAACGAUGUCUGUACAAGCAUUCAUGGAGGAAGCCAACCUCAUGAAAACACUUCAGCAUGACAAGUUAGUAAGGCUGUAUGCUGUAGUCAGCAAAGAGGAACCUAUCUAUAUUAUAACAGAAUUCAUGGCAAAAGGCAGUCUGCUGGAUUUUCUGAAGAGUGAUGAAGGAAGUAAAAUACUGCUUCCAAAGCUAAUUGACUUCUCAGCUCAGAUUGCAGAGGGAAUGGCAUACAUAGAAAGGAAAAACUACAUUCAUAGAGAUCUGAGAGCAGCUAACGUUCUGGUUUCGGAUUCACUGAUGUGCAAAAUUGCUGAUUUUGGACUAGCCAGAGUAAUUGAAGAUAACGAAUAUACAGCACGGGAAGGUGCAAAAUUCCCUAUUAAAUGGACAGCACCAGAAGCAAUUAACUUUGGUUCCUUUACUAUUAAGUCUGAUGUGUGGUCCUUUGGAAUUCUUCUGUAUGAAAUUGUUACCUUUGGAAAAAUCCCUUAUCCAGGUAUGAGUAAUGCUGAUGUGAUGGUUGCUCUUCAGCGUGGGUACCGCAUGCCACGCAUGGAAACCUGCCCAGCUGAGCUUUAUGAUAUCAUGAAAACAUGCUGGAAAGAUAAAGCAGAAGAGAGGCCAACAUUUGAUUAUUUACAGAGUGUGCUAGAUGAUUUCUACACAGCAACAGAAGGGCAGUAUCAACAGCAGCCAUAGAACAAAGGAACACUUUGCCAGUUGGCAUAGACCAUUGUUCGGACAAAGUGGGCAGAUAUCAUGUAUUUGGAUAUCCUAACCAAUUGUGGCUUCUGAAACUGGAGGCUGAAACUCCACAGGAAGAAUCAUUCUGCUUAGAAAUAAACCAUGUUUUUCUAUGGUUAAUUUAAUUUGAAUGAUCACUCUGCUUGAGGUUAGAGUUCUCUUUAGAUGUUAUCUUUUUAUUUGCCUAAAUAAACAUCCAAACAAGACAAGCUUUGAAAACAAAGACAGAGUGCAGUCGCACCAAUACAGACUUACAAAGCAUUUGAAGCUGCAGACAGAAUUUGGGGAAAUCUCUAAAUGAUAGCUUGCCUUACAAGAAAAUGUAUGAAGUCUGAAGAUAAAUAUGAACAAUUUAUGAAUGGAAAAGUUAAAGAAUUUCUGCUCCCAAAUUAGCUUUUUGAAAGAUAGCACAUCAUGAAAGUCAUGCUUUGUAUUUUUAUAGCCUCUGGUUAUCUUACAUCAGUAUCUGGAGAACAGUAUCUUGUUGCAAGAUUCAAAUAUUUAGGAUGUAAUCAUCCUCUUUAAGAAAGGGUUAAAAGGUAAUUUUUACACUUAAUUUAAUUCUCUUUGGCAUAUAUGCACAGCCCAAGCAUUUACACUGUUAAGGUUUGAAAAAAGUGUAUUUUACAGGCACCAAGGUAAGAAUAAGACCUGCAAUAUUUUGAAAUUGCAUUAUUGUGCUCAAUGUAUCAGAAAAAAAAAGACAGCAUAUUGUCUUGCUCUGCAUAUAGAGCACCAUGAAUUUAAGCCUGGAACCACCUGCUCAAAAUUCAUUUUUUCCCCUGGGUUAAGUCAGUGGCAAAUCUCCCCUAUAUUUUGAAGGGAGCAGGAUCUGGCCCUCAGUAGUUUGAAACACUGUGAUCCAUCUAUUAACCAUGAAAAUGCUUUCUAUAAGUAUCUUAAUAGGAAUUUUAGAGUGAUUCAGUAAUUUAUUCCUAACAUUUUUGCUGUUUGAACUGAAAGACAUUUAAAGAUUAGCCAAAAUUAAUGUUUUAAAAUGCACCAUACCUUUAAAGCAUAUUGUAAUCAGUGAAAUUACAUUGAAGUGAAUGUUCGCACCCUGGUUUUGCUUUUCAGUAUGUAAUUAUUACUAAUUCAUAACCAACAGUUAAAAACCAUGACUGAUUUACUUGUUACAUAGUUGGUGUUCUUAAUGCAUAUUCUGUUAGGAUCCAGGCAUAUUAACAAAACUGUAUUUGAACUAAUUCUCCUCUUGAUAACUAAAAAAUACUCCGUCGUGAAGUGAAUUAUCAAAAAGCAUAACUAGUGCAAUUACAAUGUGACUGCCUGUUUCUGUCCUCCCUUACAUAAAGUGGGACUGGGCUGUUCUUACAACCAAAACAAUUUAUGGUAAAGGGUACUAACAGAAGCUUUAAAAAGAGGCUAACUACUAGUGAGGCUUUAGUAUACCUGCAGUCCAAACAUAGUGAUCAGUAUAGACAUUCAUUGCUUUUCUUUUUUAGUAAAGCAGAGCAGGUUUCUGAAUGAAGGAAGUCAGUCAGUCAAUGUGCAGAUUAACCACCACAGACUGUGUACAUAUUUUUAUUGUAUGGUGAUUUUUUAUUUUAAUAAACAAACUCUUUAAAUUUAAAACUUGUACCAUUGUAGUUUGUCCUUCAAAUUACAAUAAAUAGCCAAUUUUAUAGGCCAGGCUGACAGUUUUCUGUGUACAAGGAAUGCAGGAUCAGACCCUGUCAGUGUUCAGAUGCUAUACAAAACAAAUAGUUCUUUUAGUUAACAUCGCUUAAAUGAAUCUUGCCUCUUUUAUACCCAUUCAUCUCAGAGGAGCAGUUCAGAAAUCUCAAGACAGCCAUUUCACCGCUGAAUAUUUUAGCAGAAAUAUUCAUCUAAGUGGUUCUUAUCCUACAAUUCUGAACUACCCACCACAGCAGUAAAUUCCAAAAUAUCUUCAAAAUAGCUGCUAAAACCUCACUCUUCUGCAGUGCCAGCAGGCACCACCAUUUACUGAGACAUUUAGGAAAGCCUGAACAUGUGCAAAAUUUAAGUUAGCAUUUGGAAAUGUGAAGUCAUCUUAGUUGCAGAAAAAGUCUAGGAGCCAUACAUUGGAUCACAUUAUUAUGUGCUUGCAGAGCUAGUGCAGCACUGAGAAAUGCAGGUGUGCUGAACUGUACUCUGUUACUUGUUCAAGACAUAGGUGAAAGAUGGAAGCAUGUUUGGUUUAACUUAAGUCAUUUUAUGUAAUGUUGGGGGGGGGGGGGGGGGGGAGGGGAGAAAUGAUACAGACUGAGCUUUGUCUAGCCUGAAAUCUAUUGACGGGGGUUUAUCAAGAUUCCUAUUUAUGUUACCAGAUU
Molecule: messenger RNA, 4173 nt
Organism: Trachemys scripta elegans
Lineage: Eukaryota; Metazoa; Chordata; Testudines; Emydidae
Gene: LYN
Product: LYN proto-oncogene, Src family tyrosine kinase
Exons: 13
Coding region: 275-1816 (513 amino acids)
Biological process (GO): cell surface receptor protein tyrosine kinase signaling pathway; cell differentiation; protein phosphorylation
Cellular component (GO): extrinsic component of cytoplasmic side of plasma membrane
Molecular function (GO): signaling receptor binding; ATP binding; non-membrane spanning protein tyrosine kinase activity
Source: RefSeq, a predicted model, not a curated record